This is a messenger RNA of Trichobilharzia regenti, 5123 nucleotides long. The record is from the annotation of a GenBank genome assembly. Lineage: Eukaryota; Metazoa; Platyhelminthes; Trematoda; Strigeidida; Schistosomatidae.
CAAUCAAACAAAAUCCCUACAAAAACCAAUACUUGAAAAGAUGCAAUUAUUAUUCAGUUUUUUUAGAUUUCAUCCAUCUAGAGGAAACUCAAGUAAGACGGUAAAUUGAAUGAGUAAUAACUAUGGUUGGAAAUUAAGUACACGCUUACGUAACCGGGAGGGUUGACAGCUAAUUAUUUGAGUGGUGAAUAAUUGUUUGGAAAUAGUUAGUGAGUGACGAGAGGACAAAAUAUUGAGAAGCUUAUUAUACAACUAUUGAAGGAGACAAAGAAGGAGGAAGAGAGAAGCAAUAGUACUAGGUUCAUGGUAGUAGAAGAGGAUUGCUCAGACUUUGUUUGGCUGCAUGGAGAAGAUGUAGGCGAAAUGCUGUCGAAUGGCUUUGUCGUACUUUGUGUAUGACUCUGAAUGAAGUCUCUGAUGGUGCUGGAUGACUUGAAGUGAUACUAUGCUCCAUAAUUGAGCUGUCGACUGUUCUACAUUGUCCUUUUGAUAAUCAUGCUGGUAAGUGUUCAUGACCAUGUCUAGACAAUGUCCUGCUGGUACGGCCUAUGUAGCAAGCCCCAUGAGAACAGGUGAAUCGGUGAAUACACAUUGAAGUUUCCAAGGGUGGAGUUUUGUCUUUGACGUUUCGAUGAAUAAGAGCCUGUGUGGAGAGAGUGUUAGUUGGGGAUGCAGCGUAAUACCUCUAAUAUUUCGGAAAGGUUAAGUGGUAAGUUGUGUGCACAUGUAAGUCAUGCCGAUUUGUCUGAUCUUGCAUUUCAGUAAUUUCUCCCGGACGUUGAAUAAAUUCAGAGCAGAACAGGAAGGAUGGUCUGCAAUUUCAAAUUCGUCAUUGGAUGGUGAUCUUAAAGAAACAAAUUCCAUAUUCGCUAAACAAAUCCAGUUAAAUCAAAGUGCCUCUUCUCCGUUUAUUGACAAUUAUACCACAACUACUGAUAGAUGUAAUUCAGCAGAGUCAAAAUGUGACCAAAUUGAUCUUCCUCUACAUCUUCCUAAUUCCUCUAGAGUUCAUUCACCGAAUUUCAGUGGUGAACCAUUGGUUUUGCUUUCGGCUACAUCAAGCGUGACUCACUCAAAAGAGCAUUCUGGUGUAAAUGGAACACAAAAACACAGGAAACUAUCUGAAUGUAGUUCCUCCACUUCUGAUCCAUUCCAAGAAAAUUAUUACCCCAAUAUUCUGAAUCCAUCUAAUACAAUUCAUAAUAAUAUCCAUAAAACAAGUGCUGAGGCUCCUUGGGUAUCCAGUUUACCUACUAUUUCAUCUAUCGCUAAUGGUUUAAAACAAGCUGUUACGGAUCGAGAUCACAUCCCCACAGAAUUUUGUUCGGAUCUGAAUGUGAUUCCUAAUAAUUCGCGUUUCGAUAAUUCAGAUUAUUCCCAUGAAAUGGCUGAAAAUGUUUUGGCUUUAAAUGAAAAUAUUUUAUGUGACGGAAGUAAUGAUGGUAUUCACAGAUCACAGAAAUUACAAAUUCUGAAACCAAGCAAAACUGAACCACAAAACGAUAAUGUUCUUAUUCAUUAUGCAGUUCAGGACAAUCACAGUGGUGUUCAAUUGAAUGAUUCAUGUGACGAUGGUCUUGUUGAUAGUUUAGUAGCAUCUUCAUCAAAUUCUGGAAUGUGCUCAAAUGAUUCUUCUGAUCUGGGUAUCAGUAAAGCCCUCAAUGAACUUUACUCUUCUGCUCAUCCAACUUUAUCCAGUGUAGAGGAAUGCAGAAUUUUAACACCUGUUCCUGCGUCAUUAGAUUCAAGUGACAUCAAUGUAUGUAGUGCAAAUACACAGAAAACUUCCAUUCAUCUAUAUGUUGGACAUCAAUCGAAUACACGUAGGGGUUGCUCAAAUCACUUGUUAGGUAAUCAUAAGAAUCCAGAUCCCGUUGCUAGUCAAUCACCUGCAUCUUCAGGUAUUCCUAAUGGCGAUAGCAUGUUGAAUAGAAAUGAAAUACAUCAGCCACAUGCUGUUGAUUCUCACACAAAUGGAAUAGCUGAUAGUGGCAGUUCACUUAGUCAGCAGUUCGAUGGGAUGUAUCGCAGUUUGGGUAACCACUUUUCUCUUGCAUUAAGUGAAGUGGAUAAAUCACAUGGGCCUUCGUCACACUUAAUUCAAUCGAAUGCUCCUUUUGCAACUACCAGGCAAUCAAAUCCAUGUGUUAAUUCUGUGUGUGAAACUUUUAUGGAUGCGCAUAUGUUAGAGAGUUUGACAUCACCUGGAAUUACCACCACUGAUUUAAAACAAGUGACGACCAGUUCCCAUUUUAAUCUCACACCAGUUUCUUCGCUUCUGCGUAAUAAAAACAAUGACGGACAAGAUCAGGGCAACGCUUAUUUUCAACAGUUACCCAGCUGUAGAUCCGAAGCUGUUGAGAGAUCUUCUUUCCCACCGGUGACCAGUUGCCUAAAUACUUUUCCUGCUCAACCUCUGUCAUUGGUCACUCAUUCAUUUCUAAAAAAGCCCAAACGUCAGGGUUUUUUGGAGAAAAGGUCACGUACACUCACAUCAGAUGCCAUUUCAUACCAAGCAACUGUUUGCGAUAGCAGUACUGACAAUAUUUCUAUCCCAGGCAGUGCGAAACAUUUACGUAACCUAGUAGGACGCGCAAAUUCUGUUACAGCCAGUAAAAUGCCGAAUACUGGUUGCAGUGAUAGUUACACAACUGUCAGUCAGCAGUCAUAUCUUACAAAUUCCUCCAAUUGCUUCGUUUUCAACUCUGAAUCAUUGGUUGGCGGGAACUGGAGGAUGCUAGCGAUCAAUCAGAAUCACUCAGUACUGGGACAGGUCGAGGAGUUAGAGGUAAUACUCCUGUAUCAUCUUUGGAUGAAGUUGAGCAGCAUCAUCUAAAACUAGAAAGGAAACGUGCUCGUAAUCGUGUUGCCGCACGUCGUUGUCGAGAACGAAAAUUGUCACUCAUCAAGGCAUUAGAAAGUCAAGUGGCUGAACGUGAUGCUCAGGUAAGGAGAUUGGAAGACACACUUGCACGCUACAGAUCCGAAGGCGAGCGUCUAAGACUUCAUAUGGAGGUUCUAGCUACUUCGUAUCCUAGUCUCAAAGCUGAAUUAUAUCGAUUUUCAUUCCUGUUUCAAUCACCAACCACGCAACAGCAUCCAACUCCACCACAACAGACAACCCCCAACCAAAAUACCCCAAUGAAGCCAGAACUUUCAGAUACACCGUAACCGCAUUUCGCAUGAAGACUCAUGAGAUUAACUGUUGUUAAUAUAGUUGGUUCUUUACUGAACUGGACAUCACAGAAACCCAGAGAUAUGGUUUUUUUUAAAAAAAAUUCGUCACUUUUCCUAUUGCAACAUUUUCGGCUUAUUGGUUUUCGAAAUGGCAUUUCAUUUGUUGGCCAUGUUUUUCUCAUUUUUUUGUCAUAACGAUUUCCAUAAAUUCUUUUUGGUUUUCUACUCUUUUUAUGUUGGAAGUACACACGAAUCACUUAUUCACACAUAAGUCGAUUUGUCAUCCAAAGUUUUUCCUAUCCUUCAAUCUGACCCCCAUUCUCUUAUAUAUGUAUUCAUCGGUUCUAUUAUUCUCGUCUCAUUUUCUCUUAUAAGUCAUCGUUAUCUUGGUAUACCAGUCUUGUGACUUUUUCAGUUAUGUUGUAUUACCUAGCCCAGAGUGUUGAUUUUCUUUUUGCUUUUACUUCUGAUAAUGAUCAUAAGGCUGUUUUGUUAGCGAUACUUUGUGCGCCUUUUUAUAUUUAGAUAUUUUGCUUUCAUUGUUCACAUUAUCACUGUCAGUAGAGGAACAAUUUUUUCCAAUCUUGAGAACAGUGUCUAUUUUUCUACCAUUCGACACUGACGUAUAUAUACUGUUGCUAUUGUUUCCCAUUUUCAUCAUUUCUCUGUUUCAUUUUCCAGUGUCACCCACACAGACACAAAAUUGCCUUUACAAAAUCUGAGUGUAAACAAAUAAUAUAGGAAAUUACCUCUCACUUUCCAGGGGUUCCUACUAACCCGGUUCAAAAAUCACGAUAUAAAGCAACAUUUUGCACCUUAGAUCAUCUCUUUUCUUAAUACUCUGAAAUGACUCAAUUCCCUCAGAAUUCCACCUAUGCCUUUUUCUUGCUACUAGUUCGUUUCAAGUGCUUUUUGAUUUUUUUGUCUGUGUGUGCAAUGAUUGCUUAAGCUAUUUUGUACUUCAACCCCCUAUGCAUACAGGUUCACGUAAGUGUAAAACCUUUCUGUGCUUAUGAUUAAACACAUCUUGAGUUGGAAGUGGACUCAUUAUAAUUUUCUCCCGGUUUGUGUUAGAAUAUUACGUGCCUUCCUUGUUGAUGAUGAGGUAUUGAUAGUUUUUUACUAGUUGAUUGCUGGGUGGAGGUAUUUAUACAUAAGAAAGAAAAAACAGUUAGGCAAUGCAUAAAUGUCUGUAUAUUGUCUUGCAUUUAUUCUUCCACAAAGUUUUCUUACAUAGGCAGGUACAACUAUUUUCCACUGAAAUGCUCAUUUUUUUACGACACUUUUCUAAUUCAUACAUAGCGCCGUUUAUAUAUAUAUAUAUAUAUAUGUAUGCGAACAUAUUUAUCAGAUUGUUUUUUUUCUAUACUACUGCAUCCCUACUUCGUUGUCUUUUUGAUUUUACGUUUAUUCAGAGCUUCACUUUUAUCUGUUCUCAAUAGUCUCUCCUAUAUCUUUUUGUGGGUUGCAUACUACACCUCGCUGGAAUUUUUGGUGAACUGAACAACGAUUUCUUCUUUAUGUGAAUUUGUUCUUUUUUUAUCUUGAAUGAAAAGAAUGACGUGCCAGAGGGUCUUUCCUUUAUUCUAUUACCAUUAUCUUUUUUUUCCCAAUGUAUCAAGAAUGUGAAUGUCUUGGAAACAUUUUUCUUUACGUGUCUUCUUACCGGUUUUUUGUCUUCUAUUUCAUAAUGAUAAGAAUGUGAAAAGCUCUAACUUCACGAGUUAUAUGGUUGAUUCACAAUAAUAAAACUCUGUAAAUAUUCAGUUUAUAUUAUAAAUGAUAAUAAUAUCUAAUUAAUAUAUGGUUGUAUUAGCUACAUACUUCUAAUACUUACAUAUGUCGGUGACACACCGUAACAUUUCUUCAAGAACUUAAGGCAUAGUGAAUAAAAAUGUCUCAGUACUACUCGCAUAGUAUUUUUUUUUGUUUAAGGAGGGUGGACG